GCCUAUCGUAGCUAUACAUAUGCAUUCACACUUACAAGGGAAACCCAUAAUUUCCGGCGGCGACCGCCGAGUUACUGUUUGUCAGAGCCUGGUACGUGAGAAUAUCUACGGUCAUGUAUCCCGGUGCUGUGAGAGGAGGUCUCCAGUUUCAAACUUCCUAUUUCUGUUCUUCUCUUGAACAUUGCGCGUUACAUUAACUACUUAAACCUUCUGUCGGACGAUAGCGUAGAUUUGAAUGCUACAAGUCAUACAAGUGUUGGUCCCUGACAUCUGUCUGAUGGAUUUCCACGUUUGGAAUUAUCAGUUACCUUAUGUGUCAAAAUGUUCUCUCUUUAUAUGAUGUGAUAGUAUUUGUUAUAACAGAUACUUGCCCUAAACUAAUGCCUUCCCGGCAAAAUCCUUUCGCGUACAUGGCGACAUAAUUCAAAUGACACCAUGGAGCUACGGAAAAUUACCACAUCGUGCUUAUUCUAUAUGGCCAUUGUGUCGGCAACGUGCGCAGAACUCAAUAACAUCAUCGAUGGGUUUCAGAAGGGUCCCACUAUCACUUCCCUCCACAUCCGGUCCGACAUUCACUUCCGCUUUGCUACCACAACCGUCUACAGCUCCAUUUCUAACGCCGAUAUUGCUGACCACGAGACUACAUUUGAUGUCACACUUCCAGACGCUGCCUAUAUCACAAACUUCACACUAGAGAUUGGAGGUGUGAUAUAUCCUGGGGUGAUCAAAGAGCGAGAAGCUGCCAAAUCUCAGUACGACAAGGCCAAGAAAAAGGGACAGUCUGCUGGCCACAUCUCAACUAACAAGCCAAGAGAUACAAAUCGAUUCAAAGUGUCCGUAAAUGUGGCAGCACAAGACAAGAUCAAAUUCACUUUGACGUACAACGAACUUCUCCAGCGGCGACGCGGAAGUUACGAUCAUACUAUCUACAUCCGGCCCAGACAGAUAGUCAACGACUUCCGUGUGGAAGUAUAUAUCCAGGACUCUCGUCAAAUCACUCACCUUAGAGUCCCGCCAUUGCGAGACGAUGUUCUUAUUAACUACAACAGUAUUGAACAGAAUCGACUUGCACGGGUCAGUCGCCCGUCUUCGACGUCCGCUCAUAUCAUAUAUGAACCGUCCGCACAAGAACAGAGCCUCGUGUCUCAGCAGGGACUUUCCGGGUUGUUCGUGGUGGAGUAUGACGUUGACAGACGGUUGGACGCGGGUGAUGUCGUGGUUGUCAACGGAUAUUUUGUUCACUUCUUCGCCCCUUAUGGGCUAGAGCGCAUGCGCAGAAGAAUCCUUUUCGUUUUGGAUACCAGUGGAUCGAUGGUGGGAACUAAGAUGAAACAACUGCAGACCGCCAUGAUCGAAAUCCUAGACGAUCUCAGUGAAGAAGAUAAGUUUAAUAUCAUCAAGUUUCACGGGGGCAACCAAAAAUGGCAGGAUGGUAUGUCUGCUGUUCCGGUUACCGAGGAGUCCAUCGCGUCCGCCAAGGCGUACGUCAGAGGGAUGAUAGCUGAUGGCUGGACAAAUAUAGAUGGCGCUGUGAUGCAGGGUAUCGAGGAUGCCUUGAAGGACAACACGGACGACAGCAUCCCAAUCGUAAUUUUUCUGACGGAUGGCGAUGCAACCGCCGGUGAAACGAAUGUCAACAAAAUUCUCACCAAUAUUAGGACACGUAACACAGAAGGUGUACCUGUCUUCUCAUUGGCUUUUGGAGAUAGAGCGGACUUUGACUUCCUCAAGCGUCUAUCUUUACAGAACAAUGGGUUCGCCCGUAAAAUAUAUGAGGCAUCUGACGCCGAUUUACAGCUAACUGGUUUUUACGACGAAGUCUCCUCUGUUCUCGUAUCUAACGUUACAUUCCGUUAUUUAGAUGAUACUGUGAUAAAAAAUACAAUUUCAAAUGUGAUAUUUCCUAACUAUUUCGAGGGAUCCGAGAUAGUUGUAACAGGUCAGUUGAUGGACACGGCGAUGACCGACCUACCUGUUUCUAUUAUCGGAGAGAGUUCGAAUGGUCUGUUAGAACUACGUUCUUCUGGAAAUACUAUUUUGAAUGACGUAGACAUGACGUCAUUUGAAGACGACACUCGGCCGAACGUGAACUUCACUGACAUUGCCGAGAAGAUAUGGGCUUAUGUAACCAUAAAACAAUUGUUGGACGACCGACUGAGGGAGACCAAUCAAACGAUUCGAGACGAGAUCAAGGAAAGGGCCACACAACUAGCGCUCAAGUACAACUUUGUGACACCCCUGACAUCCAUGGUGGUAACGAAGCCGGAAGAGGAGACCAUGGUAGAUCCUGAAGAGGAAGAAGAGACCACUAAAUCUACUUGGCAAGCUGGGCCCAAUCCUGGUCAAGCACUCAUCGGCAAAUCUCCUUCCUUUGUGGACAGUGAUCCCCAUUUCAUCGUGCACGUGAAGGGCCUUGACACGUCCGUGUGUUUUGAUAUCAUGGGCCAACCGGGAGAUAGAAUCAACCUCGUCUCCGAUGACGUGUCAGGUAUAAGUGUUACAGCCGCAAUUAUUUCAAACAAGAAAAAACCUGGUUCACGGAGGAAGAGAAAAGACGGAUUGGCCGACCAGUCCAAGGACAUUACGAAGACAUACCUUGGAGAAAUACGAAUCGAGGGGUUAAAAACAAAGCUGUCCUUCACCCCUACAAACUGGACCAUGGAUGGCCAGCAGCACACGUGGAGAAGUUCUGAGGCCCUAAAAUCUCACAGAACGAAAGUUGUGACUGACGGAACCGGUCAACAGAUUGCCAUCAUCUUCCCUAACAAAGUACUCCUGUUGGUUAUACGUCAUAUGAGAACAAAGUCACAGCUAAGGAUGGGCAAAGUGCCAUUUCUAGGAUUCUACAUCGUGGAGGAGAAAGGAUUCUCCUGGCAUACGCAUGGAAUUCUUGGGCAACUACUCCACAGACGGAUUUCACUUAAAAAGACCAAGAAGGUCGACGGUAAAACAAGAGGAAAGCUUCUCGUAAGAGGAAACACAAAAAAGACCAGGAAGCUGACGGCUACUCUUGGAACUCGUCUUAAUCUGGCUACCAACAGGGAGACGCCUUGUUGGAUGGUCCAGCGUAACGGCAAGAAACUUCUAGACGGCAGUUAUAAAGAUUAUUUAGUGCGAGAUAAAAACUCCACAGUCACCACAAAACGAAAGGGACGACGGAAACGAAUUAUGAAGACCACUAGUGGUUCACAGUGAUUCUGGAAACAAAAAAAAAUGGCGACAGUGUAAUUGUUUGUGAUAAUACAAUAUAUGUGGAAUGUUUAUACUGUUUACAUUGGUGCUAUCUACAUACAUACAAUGUAAAGAUUUGAUAAAUAUAAUGGCAUUUGUGACAAUAUUUGUCAUAUCAUAAUUUUGUUUGGAUGUAAUAUUGUGUAAUACCAAAGAAUGGUGACUCCUGACAAAUGUUGUCUUUGGACAACAGACAUAUGUGUCACUUUAAAUACUGGAUGAUCAAUAGGGCUUAGUGAAGGUUUAGUCCUUCGGUGUCUUUGUUUUACACUCAUCGACAUUCUUAAUGAUAUACACCAUAGACGGUGUUACACAUGUGACCAUAUAUUGUUAGUUGAUAUGAUUGGCAAUGCUUUAUUUAAUUGACAAGUAAUAUGCUACGCUUAUUGUUUAUAUGAAAUCAAAUUAUCUUAUACUGUUUAAUGAUAUGUUUGUGCUUUUUGUAAUUUCGAAUGUCAAUAAGGAACUGAUUUUUUUGCAGAAUUUGAAUAAUUAACAGGUUUAGACAUGGUGAGCCACAUACUAAUGUAUUGGCUAUGUAUAUAUUGAUAUUGAUAUAUGCACGACAGGCCAAAUAAGAUUGUUGGCAAUUAAGAUGGUAAUAGUAUAAUAAUGAUAUCACCAAACCUGGAUCAUUAGCCGAAACGUUGCUUAAAGACAAUCAAACAAAAUCCUGCCACCAGAACGCCGACUAAGAACAGCAGGUAAUUGUGUGUAUGAUACAUUAUAUCUAUAUUUAUGACAUAAAUAAGGUGUUGUCAUUAAAAUUUCUAUUCACAGUCACGUUUCAUAUUCGUUUGAUAUAUAUAUUUACAAGAUACUGAAACAGGGAUAUGUAAUUCGAUAAAUGUCCCUAACCAAGCUUAUGCUACUCCUGCAAACAUGUCGUUUUUCUCAUCCUAGAUACUGUUAGUUCUAACUAAGAAAAAUAUCCUAAUAAUGUUAUAUAUACGCUUGUCAAAAACAUUUCACAUAAGACUUUUUUCAUAAGAUGCCAAGCCUGAAAUAUAUAUACAUUUCAAAUUUUAGAUGAAACAUUGUUCAUGUGUUAUUGAUUAAAUUUCCGUAGCUCCAUAUUAUUCGUUAAUGUUAGCGAUUUAGUAGGUAUUCCUGAUCAAACGGUAGGUAUAUAUGUCCAUCUUUAUAAUAAGUAUCGCAAUAUGCAUAUCGUAGGUUCUAGUAUGCAUCUUUCAAAAAUAUAAAAUAGUAUAAGUUUAUAUUAACCUGUUUCAGAUCGCGUGAUACAAACACCAAACUAACAGCUGCAAUUUACGUUUUAUCACCACGUAAAAUCACCAGAGAUGUAUGCUUCAGUAUAAUAUAUCGUUUGAAAGCUUCUUCCGCAGAAAUAAAAUAUACACAAUCCAC
Messenger RNA from Ylistrum balloti, 4599 nucleotides. RefSeq names its product inter-alpha-trypsin inhibitor heavy chain H3-like. Bases 436 to 3195 code for a protein of 919 amino acids. Gene Ontology annotation, molecular function: serine-type endopeptidase inhibitor activity. Gene Ontology annotation, biological process: hyaluronan metabolic process. The transcript is spliced from 12 exons. The record is from RefSeq and is a predicted model, not a curated record. Lineage: Eukaryota; Metazoa; Mollusca; Bivalvia; Pectinida; Pectinidae.